CGGGGAGCAACCGGAAGUGGUCCGUCUGGGAAUUCCUUCCCCCAAAAAAUCUUCUCGUCGAACGUCCAAAGAGGAGUCAGAGUAUCUCGACAGGAUUGAUCACGAUUAAUUCGACUCAACGUGUCGGAUUGAAGAAACAGAGUGAUUGGUGUUCAUAAAAUAACGUCAGUUGACAUUUCGCUUGUUGACAGCUGGUGCGAGCUCAAAACCGACAGGUUAAUAUCAGGAUGGCGGAGGCGCCAGGUACUUCUAGCGAGACGAUAACGGAGACCGUUCAAGUUGACACACCGCCACCGCCCCAGCAGGAGGGACGUAGCCUGACCAUCAAGCUGAGGAAGAGAAAGACUGACAAGAAGGUGGAGUGGUCCAGCGACACAGUGGACAACGAGCAUCUGGGAAGGAGGUCUUCCAAGUGUUGCUGCGUCUACGAGAAGCCCAAACAGUUUGGGGAGUCCUCCUCUGAAAGUGAGGGAGAUGACGGCGACGAGGGCUGUGGAAGUGCACACUGCAUUCUGGGACAUGGGAAAGACGGCAGGCAUGGACACAGAGGAGGGGGUGGGGGGAGUACGGUUCCUCCAAGCUCUGGGGGAUCACAUGCCCACUAAUGAUUAGGAAUGGUGCUGAGGGAGGAAUGGAGCAUAGGGAUUCUUCAGUCGAUGACAAUGACACAUUAUACUGCUACACACACGCUCUCAUUUAGUUCAGUCACUGCAGUACUGAGAGGAAAAGGACGAGACAGAUAAAACUGAGGGAGGGAGAGAGCCUAUAUUUCUGCCUGUUUGAUAAGAAAAAGGGGUACAAUCAUUUUCCUUAUUUUUAUAAAUAAUAAUUAUCCUUAUUUAUUGAUUUGUCGUAAUACUUGAUUUUACUUAAUUAUGUGUCAGUAUCUUAGCCUGAGUGCCAGACAGUGUUCCUUCUUGUCAAACAAGGAUUUGGAAAUAUGAUUAUGUAACAUUGUAGAGUGCAUAAAUAGUCUAGUACCCAGGCUACCACUAGGUCUGGGUCCCAAAUGGCACCCUGUUUCCUAUAUAGUGCACUACUUUAGACCAGAGCCCUAUAGAACCCUAUUCCCUAUUAUAGUGCAAUACUUUAGACCAGAGCCCUAUGGCACCCUGUUCCCUAUAUACGGCCCUGGUCAGAAGUAUUCACCCCUCUUGGCAUUUUUCCUAUUUUGUUGCAUUACAACCUGACAUUUUAAAUGUAUUUUUAUUUGGAUUUCAUGUAAUGGACAGACACAAAAUGGUCCCAAUUGAUGAAGUGAAAUGAAAAAAAUUACUUGUUUGUUUCAACAACAAAAAACGUGAAAGUGGUGCAUAUGUAUUCACCUCUUUUCUAUGAAGCCCCUAAAUAAGAUCUGGUGCAACCAAUUACCUUCAGAAGUCACAUAGUUAGUUAAAUAAAGUACACCUGUGUGCAAUCUAAGUGUCACAUGAUCUGUCACAUGAUCUAUCACAUGAUCUGUCAUAUAUCUACUGAGAUCAUACAUCUGUUCUAAAAGGUCUGCAACAUCACCAAACAAGCGGCACCAUGAAGACCAAGGAGCGAUCCAAACAGGUCAGGGACAAAGUUGUGGAGAAGUACAACGUUUUUAUUUAUUUUUAAAUAUCAGAAACUUUGAACAUCCCACGAAGCACCAUUAAA
This is a messenger RNA of Oncorhynchus mykiss (rainbow trout), 1641 nucleotides long. RefSeq names its product protein phosphatase 1, regulatory (inhibitor) subunit 11 (gene ppp1r11). NCBI's taxonomy places the organism in Eukaryota, Metazoa, Chordata, Actinopteri, Salmoniformes, Salmonidae. The record is from RefSeq and is a predicted model, not a curated record. Gene Ontology annotation, cellular component: nucleus. Gene Ontology annotation, molecular function: protein serine/threonine phosphatase inhibitor activity; protein phosphatase 1 binding.